CAGGUAAGUUCCUGCUGAAGGUAAACAAAUGGACUCAGCGGCGGUUUGCGGUGAAAACAUGAAAAAUUUGACCGAACUGCGCGGUUUAAAGCGAGUAAAAUGCCCGGACAGAAGAGAAGAUAUAAUGUACGAUUCCCUCCUAGUCGCAUCAAGAAGAUCAUGCAGAAGGACGCAGAGGUGGGGAGGAUUGCGAUGGCAGUUCCUGUGUUAAUCUCUCGAGCGCUGGAAAUGUUCCUGAAGUCUCUGCUGACCAAAAUCUGUCUGAUCACUCAGUCCAAGAACAGCGGCGUCGUGUCUGUCGCUCACAUGAAGCAGUGCAUAGAGUCGGAGAAGCUCUUCCACUUCCUCAGAGAUCUGGUGGAGCGACCCUCGUCUCCCGGACAGAAAGACGCCAGAGGUCUGAGCCUGUGGCCGCUGUACAGGUCAAAAAUGCAUGAAAUUCAGGUUCAAAAACCGCCUGAAGUGGUAGAAAUGGCGCCACGGCGAAACCUGGGCUCACUGGACAACGACUCCAGCUCCAGUGAGUCAGAGCUUUACAUCUGCCUUUGAGCGAACAACCAGAGGAAGGUGCUGUCAACUUCCAGCAUCCUUUCAUCAUGUUCCUUUUAUUUAAAUGUUUAGUUUUAUUUAAACGUUGCUUGUCCAGGUUAACGUGUGGGUAAUAACGAUGGAACAAAAUCUAAUUUUCUUUUCAGUUUAAGGGGGAAAACAUUUAAGUUGGUUAAUACUUAAGUUUAGACCUUUCGCUGCUAAUGUAGUUUGGGGUUCCUUUUGUUUUAUUUUUGAAAAAAUAUAUAUCUAUAUUUAUGGUGUUUUGUAAUGAAGCCUGUUCCCUUUUUGUUUGUAGCAGAUAUGCUAGGAGGACAGGAAGAAGUUGAAUGCUCUGUGUAAGUUAACAUUAAGGUAUAAUGAAUGUAGUAUGCCAUUUAAAUAUCAGACUUUUAAAUCCUAUGUUUUUCAUGCAAUUUGCUUUGUUUAUAAGUUUAAUUAACAUGGUGUUACGCUAUAUGACUGUGCUUUAAAUCCCAGUUUCCCUUACCAUUUUAUGUCACAGCCUUUAAAACUGAAGUGCUUAUUUUGCUAAACAGUGACCUUCAUGGUUCCUACUGUGAGCGUUUAACUUUUAAAGCACUUGUAAAUUAACGUUUUAAAGAGAGCAAGCCCAUAAGGCUCACACAAAUGGUUUCUUGCUCACAUGAACGUUUCCUUGGGGCUCCGUAUCUUUGCAUGUGAAGUCAAAUUGUAAAUA
Trematomus bernacchii (emerald rockcod) is the source of this 1249-nucleotide messenger RNA. RefSeq names its product dr1-associated corepressor. The record is from RefSeq and is a predicted model, not a curated record. Gene Ontology annotation, biological process: negative regulation of transcription by RNA polymerase II; positive regulation of transcription by RNA polymerase II; transcription by RNA polymerase II. Lineage: Eukaryota; Metazoa; Chordata; Actinopteri; Perciformes; Nototheniidae. Gene Ontology annotation, cellular component: negative cofactor 2 complex; nucleus. Bases 100 to 549 code for a protein of 149 amino acids. Gene Ontology annotation, molecular function: transcription corepressor activity; protein heterodimerization activity; RNA polymerase II general transcription initiation factor activity. The transcript has 6 exons.